This is a messenger RNA of Nakaseomyces glabratus, 381 nucleotides long. It is a transcript of the gene PFY1, whose product is annotated as profilin. The record is from RefSeq and is a predicted model, not a curated record. Gene Ontology annotation, cellular component: cell cortex. Lineage: Eukaryota; Fungi; Ascomycota; Saccharomycetes; Saccharomycetales; Saccharomycetaceae. Gene Ontology annotation, molecular function: actin monomer binding.
AUGUCUUGGCAAGCUUACACUGAUAACCUACUAGCUACUGGUAAGGUCGACAAGGCCGUUAUUUACUCUAAGGCCGGUGACGCCGUAUGGGCCACUUCCGGUGGCUUGUCUCUACAGGCAAACGAAAUCAGUGAGAUCGUUCAAGGUUUCGACAACCCAACCGGUUUGCAAAGCAACGGUCUACACAUCCAAGGUCAGAAGUUUAUGCUCCUUAGAGCCGACGACAGAAGUAUCUACGGUAGACACGACGCAGAAGGUGUGGUUUGUGUCAGAACUAAGCAAACUGUUCUGAUCGCACAUUACCCUCCAACUGUUCAAGCAGGUGAAGCCACCAAGAUCGUUGAACAAUUAGCGGAUUACUUGAUCAGCGUCCAAUACUAA